AUGGCGUCUGAAGACGAGACACGCUUCAUACUUGCCAUGCAGGAACUCCAUUCAUCUGAUCUGUUUGAUGGUCCUGAAGGUUGUCGGUAUUUCACACACAACGUUGAGUGCCUCCAUAAUAACCAUUACUUCUUAGCUGGACAAUUGUUGGCAAUGUCUAUUGCCUACGACGGCCCCAGCAGUCUUCGUCUGAAUGAGCAGUUGUACUUCAUGACGGACACCAGUAGUCCAGCCUUUGAAGAUGACACUUGGAGAGUCCUACCGAUUGAUGCUCGAAGUAUAUUCAAGAACUCCGAGGUAUCAUCACGGAAUGCAAUAGAGAGAUUUCUCAGCAACCAUGGGGACAGCCUCGUUGAAAACGGCAUUGUUAACAUAUACCGUUUGACCCUGCAAAAUAAAGAGGAAUAUGCAGUGUUGAUACAAAAACAGUUUCUUUUUUACAGGACGUCUGCCGAAAUCCAACAGUUCACAAGAGGAAUGGACUCCCUUGGGACACUCUGGCAAACAGUGAAAGAAAAUGCAGCUAAGUUUAAACCACUGCUAUGCACUGCUCCUCAGGCACUGGACAAAGCUCAGUUUGAAAGGUUGUGCGUCUAUGAUAGGUCACCUGAGGGCUCGAACAAUAGGAUUGCCGAAGAACAAUUAAUAUACUCAUGGGAGAUGUUCCUUCAGGACAUCGAAGGGACGCUCGCCAAAUGUGUCGACCUGCAGUUUGGAGCUGUGGAUUCCAAGAGGCAUUGA
Messenger RNA from Mya arenaria, 741 nucleotides. RefSeq lists its product as uncharacterized. The record is from RefSeq and is a predicted model, not a curated record. The transcript is spliced from 6 exons. NCBI's taxonomy places the organism in Eukaryota, Metazoa, Mollusca, Bivalvia, Myida, Myidae. The coding region runs from base 1 to 741 and encodes 246 amino acids. Gene Ontology annotation, molecular function: ubiquitin-protein transferase activity.